This is a messenger RNA of Medioppia subpectinata, 1174 nucleotides long. The record is from the annotation of a GenBank genome assembly. Lineage: Eukaryota; Metazoa; Arthropoda; Arachnida; Sarcoptiformes; Oppiidae.
UUCAAUAUUUUUUACAUAACAUUUUCAACAAAUUUAUCAUGAAUUCAACACCAAUUUUGUCAUUUGUUUUUAUGAGCCAAUAAUUAUGGCAUUAAACCAAUCAAUUAAUGCAACAAACGUUACGAUCGGCAACAAUACCAUCGCCGACGACACCGCAUACGAAGACGACUCCAGAGAUUGGAUAGUUUUGGUGUUAUAUCUAAUCACAUCUAUUCUGGCAAUCGUUGGCAAUGCGUUCAUCUGUGUUGUGGUGUACCGGAAGAAGCACUUCAGAUCAACCACUUAUAAGUUGAUCGUAAAUAUGGCCGUUUCGGACAUCAUCGGCGGUAUUGUCAUACCGGGUCAGUGGCUGUUCUGUUCCACCUAUUUCUUGGACAACGGGGUCUUCGCGCACAGGAUUUGCGGCAUUUGUAAAUCGCUUCAAAUCCUAUCCUAUUAUGUGUCGACGUUUACGAUGACAGCCAUUGCCAUCGAUCGGUACCGACUUAUCUGUAAGCCAUUGGCGCCCAGAAUGGGACCACUGGUGCCGAUACUCAUCACUUGGCUAUUGGGCGCACUCUUCACUUCCACCACAUUCUUCUCGAUGAGAGUUUCCGAAUAUUUCUCUCCCACACAAGGUUUAAUCGGUUGUCGAGUGAUAUUCCCGUCGGACGUGAGUCUAGUGUUGCGAAAAAUGCGAGUAAUGUUGACAAUAAUCACGCAAUACGUGAUGCCGUUGUCGAUCACCGGCUACUUCUACGGUCUGGUGGUGUACGCCGUGUGGAGCAGAGAACAGGUGGGAACCGCUUCGCAGACAAAGACCAAGUCGUUCAACGAGAACAAGAAGCGCACCGUUAAGAUGUUGAUUACGGUGACCGUGUUGUUCGGGUUGGCCUGGUUUCCCACGCAUCUCAUGCAUUAUCUUAAGUUUUACACCAAGGUCAUACCGGUGUCCAAAGGCACCUGCAAUGCCACCACGUUUUACAUGCUCUGCUAUUGGCUGGGAAUCAGUAGUUGUUGUUAUAAUGCGUUCAUAUAUUGCUAUUUCAAUGUCGAGUUCAAGACCGAAGCCAUCCGCGGCUGGAAUCGUCUCUUUCUGUGUCUUCCCAUUGAAAUGCAAACCAAACAGAAGAGAGAAGACGAGAGCGGAACUAAUGGCACGUCUUCUACAGAUUACAAGUCCACUAAUGUCUGA